GCAUUAUGUUGACAGUAGAUUAUGACAAUUUAAUUGAAAAGGUAUUCGUUAAAUAUUUAGACAAGAUGGCGAACAGUGGUGGAGGAUCAGGGCCACCUCCGAUGAUGAGACCACCAGCUCCAUUUCCAAUGGCAGGUCCCCCAGGAUUUAUACCGCCCCCGGGGCCAGCUGAUGGAGCUGUGCCUCCUAUGAUGCCACCAACAGCUCCACCUGGUUUUAGUGCUGGAGGAUUUCCACCUAUGAUGCCACCACCAGGUAUUGGCAUGCCACCUUUUCCAGGGCCAGGUAAUCCAAUGGUUGCUAGUGUACAACAGGCAAAUGCUGCAUCCAGCUCACCAGGACAGGUAGAUCAAAAACCAGAAAAGAAAUCACCGUGGACUGAACAUAAAGCCCCAGAUGGAAGAACUUAUUACUAUAACAAUGUAACCAAGCAGUCGAGCUGGGAGAAGCCAAAAGACUUACAGACUGAGACAGAGAUGUUGCUAGCAAGAUGUCCAUGGAAAGAAUAUAAAUCAGAUACAGGGAAGGUUUACUAUCAUAACUCUGUCACCAAGGAAUCCAGGUGGACCAAACCUAAAGAACUGGAGGAAUUAGAAGCAAGCAUCGCAAAGCAAAGGGAACAAGAGAGAGGGGAAUCAGCAGCCAGUGACGCUCCAGCCAGUACGGAGGCCCCUAAACCUGCCAAACCUCUGUCUACAAUAGAACAAGCCAUGCAGGCCACCCUAGCCUCUAUUGAGCUACCACCUCCGCCAAAAGCUGUCACACAACCCAAACCUGUGGAGAAGGAAUCUUCAGAUAGCAGUAGUGAAGAGUCUGAGGAGGAAAAACCAGUACAGAAGAAACCGCCGGUCAACCUGAAGUUCCGUAACAAGAAGGAAGCAAUGGAUGCCUUCAAAUCAUUGUUGAAAGAAAAGAAAGUGCCUUCUAACGCAACCUGGGAGAACGCCAUGAAGUUGAUAGUAAAUGAUCCACGCUACGGGGCAUUGAAACAUCUAAAUGAGAGAAAACAAGCAUUUAAUGAGUACAAGACGCAGCGAGUGAAGGAAGAAAAGGAAGAGGCCAGACUUAGAGCCAAGCAGGCAAAGGAAGAUCUUGAACAGUUCUUGUUACAUCAUGACAAGAUGACCUCUAGUGUUAAAUAUUGGAAAGCUGACAGUUUGUUCUCAGACUAUGAUGAAUGGCAAGCCGUUAAUGACCGGGACAGGAGGGAACUGUUUGAUGAUGUGGUACAUAUGCUUGAAAAACGAGAAAAGGAAGACGCCAAGACUCUGAGAAAGAGAAAUAUCAAAGUAUUUAACGAGAUAUUGGACAGUAUGCCUACCUUGACUAACAGUACCACUUGGUCGGAGGCCCAACAGAUGUUAUUGGACAAUCCAAGAUUCACAGAGGACCCCGAUCUACAGAACAUGGACAAAGAAGAUGCCUUGGUAUGUUUCGAGGACCACAUCAGAAUGCUCGAACAGGAGAAUGACGACGAGAAAGAACGCGAACGCCGGAGACUUAAACGACAACAGCGUAAAAAUCGUGAAGGUUUUCUUGUUCUUCUCGAUGAGUUACACGAACAAGGACGUCUUAAUUCCAUGUCCCUCUGGAUGGACUUGUUUCACAUAAUAAGCAGUGAUAUAAGAUUUCAGCACAUGCUCGGACAGCCAGGAUCUACACCUCUGGACUUGUUCAAGUUUUAUGUUGAAGAUUUGAAGGCAAGGUUUCAUGAUGAGAAAAAGAUUGUCAAAGAAAUAUUGAGGGAUAGAGGGUUUAUGAUAGAAGUGAACACAACAUUUGAAGAGUUUUCAAACAUGAUAUCAGAUGACAAGAGGGCUAACACUCUAGAUACAGGCAACAUUAAACUGACAUAUAACAGUUUAAUUGAAAAAGCUGAAGCCAGGGAAAAAGAAAGAUUAAAAGAAGAGGCCAGAAAGUUGAGGAAAUUAGAGACAGCUUUUAAGAACAUGUUACAGGAGGCAACCCCAGCCAUAGAACAAGAUAAUAAAUGGGAAGAUAUUAGAACAAGGUUCGAGAAUGAGGCAGCAUUUGAGGCAAUCACGCUGGAGGCAGAACGUAUUAGAUUGUUUAAGGAGUUCCUAGUGGCCGUAGAGGAAGCAUGCAUGCACAGGCACCCAAAAAAGAGAAAAUCAAAGAAACAUAAAAGUAGAAGAUCCAGGUCAAGGUCACGUUCAGAGUUACCUGGGGAAACUCAUCUCGUAUCCAGAAGAGGAGGAAAACAGGUCAAAGGUACCAACUUCUUCCCCCUCACCAGGUAA
Molecule: messenger RNA, 2261 nt
Organism: Ruditapes philippinarum (Manila clam)
Lineage: Eukaryota; Metazoa; Mollusca; Bivalvia; Venerida; Veneridae
Product: pre-mRNA-processing factor 40 homolog B-like
Exons: 21
Coding region: 6-2261 (751 amino acids)
Biological process (GO): mRNA cis splicing, via spliceosome
Cellular component (GO): U2-type prespliceosome; U1 snRNP
Molecular function (GO): RNA binding; protein binding
Source: RefSeq, a predicted model, not a curated record